GCCGCGCCGCCCGUUCAGUCAGUUGUUGGUACCGGUUCGUUUAGUCGUCGUCACCGUGUGUGUUGCGCGCUCAUAAACGGUCACGAGUGUCGAUACGUACGUAUAUAGCGUUCCGUGUACGCGAAAGUGCCGAUCGUCGUGAUGUCUUGUUCGCGUCGUACAAGUGCGUGAUCCAUACGGUCUUACCAAAUUUCGAUCUGCCGACAGCGGUGCGCGAGUGUGAUUUUAAUAGAAUUUCACUCGGGAUUCGACGUCUAGGAUUUUCCGAGCACCACGAAAUCGACAUGUCGUCGUCGUCGCAGUGAUAAUACACAGGCACUCGGAGUCCGUGUAGUCCAGUGUCAUCGUGACGCGUGUGCGUGUGCGUCGUCGGCGAAAUAAAUAUUGCAAAUCGUGUUUAAGUUACAUUUUUCUAUUGAUCGCGAUCGCGAAAAUGUGGUGGUUUAACAGCAAUCGCGGUUCGCGGUUCUUGGCCGCGGCGGCGUUGCUGGCGCUCGUCGUGCCGUCCUCGGUCCGAUCGUUCGAGGGCUGUCCGGCCGUGUGCUCUUGCAAGUGGAAAGGUGGCCGACGGACGGUCGAGUGCGCGGAUCGGGCGCUGAUAACCGUGCCGAUGGGUGUAGACCCGGAAACCCAAGUGCUGGACCUGUCCGGCAACAACCUGCAGAUAUUGCCCAACGAGACGUUCUACAAGGCGGGUUUGGCCAACCUGCAAAAGGCGUAUCUGCGCAACUGCCGCAUCGGGCAGAUCGACGAGUCGGCGUUCCGCGGUCUGACCAACUUGAUCGAGCUGGACCUGUCCAACAACAUGCUCACGUCCGUGCCGUCGCACGUGUUCAGGGACGUGCCGUACCUCCGCGAUCUGUCCGUGGCCGGUAACCCCAUACAGAAGAUCGAGGCGCGCGCCUUCUCCGACUGUCCGGCCGUCGUCAAGGUGGACGCGUCCCACUGCGGGCUCCAGUCCGUGGCGGGCCACGCGUUCAACGGCGUAGUCAGGCUGGAGACGCUCCGCAUCAACGACAACCGGCUGACCGAACUGUCGGCGACCGUGCUCGAGUCGCUCACCAAACUCCGGUCCGUCGAGCUGCACGACAACCCGUGGGUGUGCGACUGUCACCUGCGACCCAUGAAACUGUGGCUGUCCAGUAACAACGUGCCGUACAGCCAACCGCCGCUGUGCUCGGGUGGCCCCGACCGGCUGUCCGGCAAACCGCUCACCGAACUGGACGUCGAGGACUUCGACUGCCGACCGGACGUGCGCGCCGAGUCCCGAUACGUGGAGGUGACCGAGGGCAACAACGCGACGGUCCGGUGCCGUGUCGAACCCGGUUCGAUGGCGCACAUCGCGUGGUACCUGAACGGCCGCAGGUUGCAGGGUGCCGGUACGCCGGCCAUCGGAUAUCCGGGCGCCGCGUCCGCCAACCCGCGUAUGUUCUUCAUUGACGGCGUGGACGAGGAGGACGGCAGCCGCCGGAGCGAGAUGACGCUGACGGACGUGCGGCGCGAAGACGCGGGUCAGUAUUCGUGUCUGGCCGAGAAUCGGGCCGGCAACUCGGAAGCAAACUUCACGGUCUACGUGACCGACCGGCCGUCCGUCAUCAUGUCCACGUUCGGUUCGGCGCACGUCAACGGCGUGGCAGCCGCCAUGGCCGCGCUAAUCGUGUUCAUACUGGUGUUGAUCGCGCUGACCGUGAUGCGCAUCCGGCGGUCCGGAUAUCCGGCCGACACCAAGCCCACAGAAGCGGCGGGAAAUCGCGGUAGCGGCAAACCCAACACGGGUUCGAUGGCCAUGAACGGGGGCGGAGCAACGAUGGGACGUGGCGGUGGAGGAUACGGUAAUAACGGCAUGUUGGCCGGAGGCGGCAAGACCAAUCCGGCGCUGGACAUAUCGUCCGUGAUCGAGCGCAACUACGACCCGGACCUGGAACCCGGUCUUGGAUCCGUGUGCACGCCUACGGGAUCGUAUCACGUGGCCGGAUUGGACCUGAUACACGACCACGACGCUUCCCGGCUGGAGAUGUGCGAUUCGCCGAUGUCUUCGACCGCCAAACCUCCUCCGUCGUAUUACAGCGGAGCCAGGACCGUGUCCGGUAGCGGAAACGUGCGUCCGUACGACGAUCGGACGCCGAUCAUCGGCACCGGAAGUGCGGGCGACGCGUACAGCGUGGGCACCGGAUCCGACGAAGUUUUCUCGUACAACAGCCAACAGCAGUUGCACUACGGCGGCGGUCAUUACGCCCAACAACAACAGGCCGUCGGCGGAGGCAGCGUCAACAGCGAUUAUCCGGCCGACUACGGUCUGCCGAUCAUACCGACCGGACAUCAUCACCUCAAUCAGUCUUCGACCAACGUGUCUCAGUACAGCCAACAUCCACAGCAACACCCUCAGCAGCAGCAACAUCAACAGUAUUAUAACAGCAACAACCACCAUCAUCAGCAACAGCAACAGCUUCACCAUCAACAGGAAUACGUUCAGCAGCAGCAAGACGUGUCCCAGCAACCGUCGGUCAAGACGCUGCGAGUGUGGCAAAGGGGCGUACCGGUGUUGCCCACCACGCCGUCCCUGCAGAGGUUCGCCAACAGGACUUCGCCCACCACGCCGGGCACCGACGUCUGAGCGUAGAAAUCGGUUCGAGUGGUAGUCAAAGGUCGUCGUCAUUUUAUUCUCUCGACACCUGUACCUAACCCGUAAUCGUAUUGUACCGUUUUGCUUCGUUUCGUUUUAUUUAUUAUCGUGUAUACCUACGGCGCGUUUCGUUCCUUUUCGCGUUACUUUUCUACGAUUUUUUUUUAUUGUUGUUGUUCAUGUUGUUGUAGUCAUAGUUCAGUAGUUGUAUACUGUUAUUUUUAAUUGCGUGCUCGGCGUGUGAUGCAACCGCGAUGACCCGAAACGGACGAUUUUUUCCAUCCCGAAAACACUCCAGCGUAGUUGCAGUCAAAAUCUACAACUUAUAUCAUCUGCGCAGUAAUAAUGAUUUUCGGUAAAACCUCUGACCGGUUAGGCUCGGUUUUUUUUUUUUGAGAAAAAUAUUACGUUUUCCCUACUUUU
Rhopalosiphum maidis (corn leaf aphid) is the source of this 3046-nucleotide messenger RNA. RefSeq names its product leucine-rich repeat-containing protein 24-like. The coding region runs from base 434 to 2614 and encodes 726 amino acids. The record is from RefSeq and is a predicted model, not a curated record. The transcript has a single exon. Lineage: Eukaryota; Metazoa; Arthropoda; Insecta; Hemiptera; Aphididae. Gene Ontology annotation, molecular function: protein binding.